Molecule: messenger RNA, 492 nt
Organism: Temnothorax curvispinosus
Lineage: Eukaryota; Metazoa; Arthropoda; Insecta; Hymenoptera; Formicidae
Product: SWI/SNF chromatin-remodeling complex subunit SNF5-like
Exons: 1
Coding region: 1-492 (163 amino acids)
Source: RefSeq, a predicted model, not a curated record
AUGAAAAAGUUACGAAUGUGCUACAAGCAUUUUCACGAUAACGAUUAUAGUUGUUUUCCAACUAGACGAGUUUUAAAAAGUAAGGCGAUUCCAUCAAUACUUAUGCCAUCAGUAGAUAAAAACGUAAUUACAAGUACAGCACAUACAAGUACAGAAAAUACACAUACAGAAAAUACAAGUAUAGCAAAUACAAGUACAGCAAAUACUAGUACAGUGAUUUCGUCGCAGGAUGCAUCUCAGAACAACGAAGGAAUAGAAGACAUUUGCAAUGAACAAUACAAACAACUGAAAUCUCAUUUACAAGAACAAAGACAGCUCGUUCUGCAAGGUCAGGAAGAUCAUAAUGCAUUUGUUGAACAACAACUGAAAAACCAGCAGCAAGACUUAAUAUUGCAGCAGCAUGAAGAACAGAUACAACAACAACAACAGUUAUUACAGCAGCAAGAACAAGAAAUUGAACAGUUAAAGGAUACAAUUACUAUGCACUUUUAA